Messenger RNA from Liolophura sinensis, 1861 nucleotides. RefSeq names its product transmembrane protein 218-like. The record is from RefSeq and is a predicted model, not a curated record. Lineage: Eukaryota; Metazoa; Mollusca; Polyplacophora; Chitonida; Chitonidae. The transcript is spliced from 3 exons. Bases 89 to 424 code for a protein of 111 amino acids.
UGUCAAUGUAAAUCAAGCUGAAACAUGCGACUUGUAGACAGAUAAUGUUUAAGAUUUUGUCUUCAUUUCAGAUUUCACACCACUGACAAUGGCCAGGGUACUCGGUAUUGGAGUCGGUCUUUUUGUUUUAGCCUUCUUCUGGGCUUUGGCAGUGAUUGUCGCUCUGUUGUUGUCUCGAGCGAAAGGAGCGGCGUCGUAUGGCAGUUUUGGCGUGAUAGCUGCAGUUGGGUUGCUGACUGUGAUUUUGGUGUUUAUCCCUCGAGAGCCGCAGUCUCCAGAUGAAGAUGAGGAUGCUUUUAAGAUUUAUGAUUACACAAUAGUGUAUAGGACAUGUUUGCUCGUGGCCUGCGCACUGUGUCUCAUUGGUGGAUUUGUGGUGUAUGUCAUUGGACAUCUUCCGAACCCAUACGAGCCAAACCUCUGAGAAAAGUACGAGGAUGAAGUACUCUGUAAAGAGCUAAAGGCAAAAGGAUGUUACUCAGAUGAGGUGCAGGUCACAACAUGGACCUGCGUACAUGAAGAUUUAACAAACAGUUGGCGUUCAGAUGUCAGUGUGUAUUCACAAGCCAAGCUUCUUCAGGGCAAGUGAUUGAGGCUAAGUGUUUGAGUGAACUACAGCAAAUUCUGUGAUCUAAAAAAAGUCAUGUCCUCAUAAGAUCUACAGAUUUUCUUGGAAAGCACUGUGCGUUAGCCAGAAAUUUACGGUUAAGCAAACAGUUUUAAUAGAUUUAAGAGUGCAUCUUGUAUCCAUGUUAACUUUUGUUAAUUUUAGGGAGUGCUUUCUGAAUGUUGGGAGUUCAGAAACACUUCUGCUCUCUUGGCUGGUUAACACAAUGUUGGAAAGUGUGUACAGUUUUAUAUGCAUCAGGUUAAUUGUGUUAUAAAUCCCAUCUUGUUAAUGCUCCGAUCAAUCUGACAUUAAUGCGAAAUGUCUUGACAUAUAACUAGAUGCAUGUAAUGGAAAAUAGUGUAUUCAUUCAUUCUUUGACAUUUAAAUAGUAUCCAUUUCAUACGAGUAUUUUUUUUAAACCACAUAUCAACCUCAUAGAAGACCUGGCAAAGUUUUCAGAAAGUUUACUUAUAGGUUUGUUUGGAGCUGAAAGAGGUUUUGUCAUAUUAUUAUUAAUGUAUGUGACCGUUGGUUUACCUCGUACUCAAGACGGUUUCACGUCGUACUCAAGACUGUUUCACUUAUCCAGCUGAGGUCAUUGUUAUAGUGGGGAGAAAAGAGGCUCAUCUUCUGUUAUAGGCAACUGAAAAGUUUGUCAGUAACUUUUGUCAGUUGUCAGUAAGGUCAGUGGUUUACCACACACUGGUUACUUUCACUUGUGAUUGUAUAUUUAUUGAAUAUGGUGUGAAACAACGAUCAGAUAUUAAAGAAAAAAUAAAUACAGAGCAAGGUAAUCAAGAAGGGCUGUGGUUUUGAAUACAUAUAUACAGGUAUACAUUUUUCUGCGAAUAAUUCAUAAGUUUAAUAGAACGCUUGAACUAGAGACUGAUUCCAGAAUGAUAUUCCAGGCUUCUCAAGUAAAUAGCUGCAGUUACCAUUUUCAGAGGUCACAUUAUAAUGGGACAUGUUUUUGCUCGGGCCAGAAACAAAACCUGUUUUUGGUUCUAAUUUCAUGAAUUUGGGGCAAAAGUGAGAAAGGGUAAAAAUAUGUAUACAUGUAUAUCAAAAAUCAGGCUAAUGAUGCAACUUACAAGAUAGGAAUGAUAAAUAAUAUUAAAUCAAAACAUUUUCAACUUCAAAGUAAACAACUUUUUUUUUUUUAAUUUCAGGACCCAUUAUGGGUAUAACAAUUAUUCUGUAGAACAAAUAAAGUGAUCUACAUGGUCAUGUUUUUGGUGGAAAAUAAAUUGU